Morus notabilis is the source of this 1648-nucleotide messenger RNA. Its product is annotated as protein disulfide-isomerase 5-4. The transcript is spliced from 14 exons. The record is from RefSeq and is a predicted model, not a curated record. The annotation marks the transcript as partial. Lineage: Eukaryota; Viridiplantae; Streptophyta; Magnoliopsida; Rosales; Moraceae. Gene Ontology annotation, cellular component: endoplasmic reticulum; COPII-coated ER to Golgi transport vesicle.
GAAGAUUCCGAGGGAUUUGACAGAGGCAUCGUUAUCAGGGGCCGGGUUAUCCAUAAUAGCAGCUCUUUCCAUGGUGUUUUUAUUUGGAAUGGAACUAAAUAAUUAUUUAACUGUCAGCACAUCUACUUCUGUGGUUGUCGACCAGAGCACCGAUGGGGACUUCUUACGUAUUCAUUUUGAUUUAAGCUUUCCUGCACUCUCAUGUGAAUUUGCAUCAGUUGACGUGAGUGAUGUAUUAGGAACAAACCGGUUGAAUAUAACAAAAACAAUUAAGAAAUUCUCUAUAGAUGCCAAUUUAAAACCCACAGGUGCUGAGUUUCACUCAGGACCAGUUUCAAAUUUCAUUAAACAUGGGGAUGAAGUUGAAGAAGAAUCUGGCGAAGGUUCUGUCUCGCUAACGGCUAAUAAUUUUGACCAAUUUUCUCAUCAGUAUCCGAUAUUGGUUGUCAAUUUUUUUGCUCCUUGGUGCUAUUGGAGUAAUCGCCUGAAACCUUCUUGGGAGAACGCAGCAAAAAUAAUUCGAGAAAGAUUUGAUCCAGAAAUUGAUGGACGGAUAAUUUUGGGAAAGGUUGAUUGUACUCUAGAAGUUGACUUAUGUAGAAGGCAUCAUAUACAAGGGUAUCCAUCAAUUCGCAUUUUCCGCAAGGGAAGUGAUUUGAGGGACGACCACGGACACCAUGACCAUGAAUCUUAUUAUGGAGACCGGGACACGGAUAGCUUGGUCAAGACAAUGGAAGCUUUAGUUGCACCUAUCCAAUUGGAGUCUCAGAAGCUACCUUCGGGAAGUAGCAAUACAACUGAAAAUACAAAAAGACCAGCACCAAAGGCUCCAGGAUGUAGAAUUGAGGGGCAUGUGCGUGUGAAAAAGGUUCCUGGUAACCUUAUCAUUUCAGCUCGUUCAGGAUCUCAUUCCUUUGAUACUUCUCAAAUGAAUAUGUCGCACGUCAUAUCACGUUUUGCAUUCGGCAAGAGUAUUGCACCUAAGCUGAUGAGUGAUAUGAAGCGAUUGUCACCUUACCUUGGGAGAAGCUAUGAGAGAUUGAAUGGUCGGUCAUUCAUAAAUCACCGUGAGGUAGAUGCAAAUGUUACGAUAGAGCAUUAUCUUCAAGUGGUUAAAGCCGAGGUUAUAACAAGAGGAUAUCAUACAUUAGUUCAUGAGUACGAGUAUACCGCCCACAGCAGUGUAAUUCAGAGUCUAUACAUACCUUUGGCGAAAUUCCAUUUCGAGCUCUCUCCACUGCAGGUUCUAAUACAAGAAAAUAAGAAGUCAUUUUCACAUUUCAUCACAAACGUGUGUGCCAUUAUUGGAGGUGUUUUCACGGUAGCUGGAAUACUGGAUUCAAUUCUUCACAACAGUUUUAGGCUGAUGAAAAAGGUUGAACUAGGCAAAAAUUUUUGAUAGGUUAGUUGAACUUUCUCAAUGUAUAAUAAUAAAACCUGGUUUUCCAAUAAUACCCAGUUUAGUAAGGAUUUUUUUAAUAUUUUAUUUUUUAUUUGUCAAAAUGGUGUCAAGGAAUUCUUCAGUUUUAUAUGUGCAAUGAAGCAUGACAAGACAACAGAAUAUUAUUCUAAUGCACGAGAUUAGCUUAUAUUGGGUGUAUCUUGACCAUAAUGUAUGCAGAGAGCAUAAUAAUAGAGUAACCAAUAA